GUUGUCGAUUGCUGGCAUGAUCUGGAUAACACCGAGUAUGACUGUUGGCCAUUAGAUAGCCCUAAUGAUUACAACAUGAUCAACUGUGGAGGUAAGUCCAACCUGAUUAAUUGUGUGGAACUGACUUAAAGGAGGGAAGGCGGUCUGUUGUUGUAGUGCUAUUGUAUAAUUUGAUGGUCAGAAAGUGCAGAAAUAUUGCUUUGAUGAUUUCUGGUGUCACUGGAUUCCUUAUCUUGGAGAAUACACACAAAAAAGUCCUUCCUCAACAGUGUGUGCGUGUGUGCAUGUGUGCAUGUGUGCGUGUGUGUGUGCUUGUGUGUGUAUGCUCACGUGUGUGUCCAGGGCUGGAGAUGUCCUGGGUGCUGCGGCCACCGGAGAAAGUGACGGAUGGGGAGGAGUUCAAUGUCACCUACACCGUCACAGCAUCAGACUACUUCUAUGAGUAUGCAGUCAAAAACAAGAUAUUCCAGUUCAGGUGAGCCAAUGUCUGUAAUUCACUCCCUGCCAUACCAAUCAGCCUAUCCGUCCGUACACCUGAUGACCACAACAUGAGGAAGAUAAAAAAUGUACUGGGAAUGGGAAUGCCGAGACAGAUACUCAAACAUUUACUUUAUAGAUUGAACCUUACAGUGUACACAGUAGAUCUACUGUGCACCCAAUCUAGUAGAUUGCCAUCUACUGUGUACACUGAAAAGCGCAAUCUAUAAUGUAAAUGUUUGAGGCAUAUCUUCCCAAUCUAAUGUAAAGAUAUAAUUUACAUUACAUUACUCAGUCGACAUUUGAGUAAAAAGUUAUUUGUGUUGAGGUAACAUCCUAUAGUGCCUUAUAUAUUACCCAUGGAUCUCCUGUGUUUUACUGUAGCCUCAUAUCUGGAUGCCUUUAGAUACUGUACAUAAUUGCUGUUUAAACAGACUGUAAAGAUCUAUUUGUCUAUCUACCCAUCACUCUCCAGCAACGCCUCCGAAGCCAAAAGGUUCUGUGACAAGCACGACUGUCCCGCAAAUUGGAACAGUGCCAACGAGAUCAACUGUUGCAUUUACCAUGCCAACAUUCACUCCUGCCCUCUGGCUCUCAUGGUCAGUACUGUCACCCUAAAAAGCUGGGUUGUGUUCAUUGGGCACUAAACGUAAGAAAACUGACUGAAACAGGGAGAGACUACCUGGACUUAAGAAAUGUUCAUUUUUGUUUUCAAUUUCAGAACGUUUUCUAAAAUGUUUUCUGUUUCAUGGCCUAAUGAACAUGACCCUGGGCUUCCCUGUGUGUAUUGGGUCGCUGCCAGUCUGCUGAAAGUACACUGAAGGGGAAGACAGAUGCCAAAUUCUUAGUUGACCCCUAGCCCCCACCCCGGCCUAGGCUACUUGAUAGAUGUGAGAGGAUUAGAUAAGAGUAAGCAACGGUAAUAUUGUAGCUCCACUUUUUCUUCUGAUUGAAUGGUAUGUAUCAUAUUAUAACACCUAUCCAGGGGCACAGCUCUCAACGUGUGUAUGUAUGGGGUUAUUGGGAAAUAGACAGAAGAUACAAUCUGGUCUAACCAAAAGGACAAUAAUGCUAUUCAAUACUUUCAGGUCUAUUCAAGCGGCCAGGGUAGGGGGUAUAGGGGUCGACUUUAGGUCACGUUUUGGGCAAGAGGCAUACAAAAAAGAGAGUGGUAGCAACAGUAGCAUUUGGUGUCCCUCCGAAUUGCCUUUGUGUGUGAGGAAAAGCUGCCCUUACUUUACAUCGGCAGCUGAGAGCCAUUACAGGUACACUGAGACCUAAGGCCCGCCCAUUAUCUUGCUGCUGACAUUAAAACAUUUGAUUUGUGUGCGAAGGACCUAAAGGCAUUGAGUAUGUCUCAUCAGAGGCCUGAAUGCCUUGAUAGCAGGGAUGGUAAAAAAGUACAAAAUACAAUUACAAAAUACCACAAAGAUCAAUGUAUCAAAAUAAACUACAAAAUAUUUGUAUUUUGAAAUGUAUUUAAUUAAAAUACAUAAUUUUUAUUUUAAAAUAAAGAAAUACAUUUGCAAGUAGCCGGUCCGAACAGCAACAACAUUCUCAGUAACAGUUACAGAAACGUUUUACUUGCUAUGACUGUGACAUGUUGUUGUUUAUCUACCUUAGUUGAAUGCACUGACUGUAAGUCACUCUGGAUAAGAGUGUCUGCUAAAUUACCAAAAUGUAAAUGUACAGUAUGUGUGAAAAUAAACAUAUAAAAAUUGCAAAUCACACUGGGUAUUACUAUUGGCCUUGUUUUGGGGCGGAGCUCAUUAGAGUAAUACUCAGCAUGCUUUGCAAUUGUUCAUUUUUACAUACACAUUUACAUUUAGUUAAUUUAGCAGACACUCUUAUCACACCAUAGUGCCAUCAGACUUCUGAAACCAAUGCAGUGUGAAAGGGAGCCACAAAAUUGUGAACCGCUGUAAAAAUUUGAAAAUACAAAUUACAGCUCUCAAAAGUAACUUGUUACAAAAUCCAUUGGAGUGUAGUUCAGACAGUAUAAUACACAUUUCAAAUACUCAGAAGUAAUUGAAAUACUUAUUUCAAAUAGGUGUAACAGAAAUACUGUCAAUCUCUGCUUGUUAGCACUCAUUCUCUCUCCCCCACCCACCAAUCACUGUUUGUUGAGUACUAUGGUAUAACGCUGUUGAAGAUUUCGAUUGGUUUUGAUUAUGAUGCUAACCCAAUCAUGUCGCCCCCACAGAGGCAAGGCGGUAUUUGUGGUCCGUGGAUCCCUGAUGACGGGAAGAUUGUGACUCACACCGUGUCCAAGGCGGGAAAGAUGAGCAAGAAGUUCUGGACAUCAAAGGUACCAACCACUGUAAAGUAAAUGUAAGGGCUUUUCACACUACUGAGCCGAACCGAGCGGAACCAAACAAAGCUGUACUGCUCUGGCCUGGUUAAGCAUCCACCAUUGUUUUUCGGAACUGGGCAGAAAGGACAAUGUGAAAAGAAAUAUCCAAGCCAGUAUCGGCACGAUACUGUCUGUGUUAAGGGUACUAGUAAACAGUAGUGCUCAUGUUGUCUUUAUGUGCUUUGGUAGCUAUCUGACAAUUGAGUUUUUAAUCACGGUCCCAUCCAGGUGGUUCUGGUUCAUGUAGGAGUGACCUCAGUCAUUGCCCAUAUCAAAAUUGGACAUAUGCAUGCAGCGCUGGAGUCCAAGGUCCUGGUCGUCAGUGCUCAAGGUCAGUGUGCUGCUAACACUAGCAGUGUAUCCAUUUGUUAUUAUGCACAACUCCUAUUGCUACUCAAGGCUCACCCCUGUGGUGAGCACCACAUUUUGGAUUGUAAUAACUUUUGUACAUUGUUUUUUAGGCCUAGUUGUUUAUUUGUUGUGGAAAAAUCCAGACAUUAGGAUGUUGUUGCUGCACAGAAGUGUUCAACUCUAGCCUGAGUCAUAGUGGUAAUCUUUUCUCCUUGGUGCUUAGAUUGACACACUAAUGUUAUUCAUGAGCAAGCUGGUUUCCCAGGUCUAAAUCAUAGUAGUAAUUUCAAGGCAAAGAUAAAAGGUACACCUGUGUCAUAACAGUUACGUGGGAGUUUGUGUGUGUGUGUGCGUCUGUGCGUGUCUUAGUGUGUGGGGAUGACGUCUGCGAGAUGGAGGAGAACUGUCUCACGUGCCCGGCGGACUGUGGUGCCUGCCCCAUGUCCAUCACCAUCAAGGUCGCCAUCGGACUGCCCGUCACGCUCUUCUUCGGUGGCUUCAUCUUAACCAUGGUGGUGAGGCACCAAACAAAAAAUAUACACCAAACAAUACAAAUUAUUUUGUGGGGUUUUUCUCUUGCAUCCAGACCAGGCACAAAACAAACUCACUUCUGAGUUUGGUCAUGACCAGGCAAAUCAUUCUCAUCCAAUGCAGAUGUUUUGAUAAAGCCCAUGCUUCUAUCUCUUUCUCUAUAGUGGUUCCAGUACCAGAAACAGAAGAUGUUUUGGGACGAAAGCUGGAUUAUCAACUAUAAAAAUAUAAUGUUUGGUAAGAUGAGAUGUCAUCUGAUAUGAAUCAGGUGAACUCCUUUGCUUGCUUGCUUAUGCAGUUCAGUUCAAUACAUAUUUAUUGUCCAGGGACGGUAAUUUGCAGCAUGCACAAUUGUAAUCUGCAGCAUUAUUUUCUCCUUUCUUUAGCAUGUCUCGCACAAUAUAGCAAAGAAAUGACUGUAAAAGAGCAUGUCAUGCAUCCAAACAUGUUUUCUUCAAUGCUGCACACAAAUUGCCAUUCUGGGAGUCUUUUACAUACAUUUCUAUACCUAAUAGUUUCCUUUUUUGGCGUUUGCAGGUAAAGUGUGUUACAUGGGCUUCUGCAGUACCACCAGUCUCCAGCCGGUGAAGAGUAACUCCAGUGUGAGCCGAACUACAGACGUGACUGUCUGCACUAUGGUCAACACCACCUUCAAACAGAGCUUUAUCCAACCUGCCAUUUAGUAAGACGUCUUACUUAAACACUGAACUGCAUAACGCAUGUCUAAGGCAUGGUAUUUAUUACACAGGUGAAGGGGGAAAGUACUGUGGCCUGGGACUGCUGUAAAGUGGAGCAUGCAGAUAUUCACGGCUAUUGAUAAUAAUGUAUUUGAUUCAGAACUAGUGCACUGCAAUGCACUUAAACAGAGUACAUGUAUUUAUCCAAUGUGCACUUAUCAGUCAUCAACUAUAUUCUCAGACAAUUAUUAUAUGAGGAACCUAGUUUUAUUUGUAUAAACUGCUUUUGCUUGCAUCUGUCUACGUGUAGUAGGUUUGCUGUCUUUCCUGAUAACUAAAAAAGUCAUUAUUUUCUAUUGGUUAGUGAUGGAAGGACUGUAGCAGUGAAACACAUCCAGAAGAAACACUUCACCCUCUCCAAAACUAUCAGGAGGGAGGUGAAAGAAGUGAGGUGAGUAGAACCUGUGUACUCCUAAAACCUCAUACACAGACACAAUUACCUAGAGUAUAUAUUUUGAUUGAUCUCAUGCAGCAUUUUCUUCACUUACUGAAGAUCUGAUAAAAAUCACAUAGUAGUAUCCCAUCAGGCAAAAACAUUUUUUUGAAUCACAAUUCAAUGUUGAACAUCAAUGGAUUUUUUUGUUACAUUUAUAAAAAGUCCUCAAGUUACAGUUGUUGUCUAAUUUCAACCCAGAUUUCAACCACAUAUCAAUGGCAGGGUGAUUUCAAGGUUUGGUUAAUUUCAAAUUGAAUUCACCUUUGUUGACAACUCAACGUCAACUAAAAUUGGAUGUUGAUUUGAUGUUGAUGUCCGGUGUGAUUGGAUAUGACACAUUUGCACCACCAGUUCAUUUCUAGAUAUUGCAUUGCUUUUUCUUAGGGAACUGGAUCACCCAAAUCUCUCCAAGUUCAUGGGUGGUUCCAUUGAGGUCCCCUACGUCAGUAUCAUCACUGAGUACUGCCCCAAAGGAAGCCUGGCUGAUGUCCUCCUGAAUGAGGAUGUGCCAAUCAACUGGGGGUUCAGGUGAAUGUCAAGACAUCAGCUUUUUCUACCAUCUGUCUGAAGAAAGAAUACUGCACUAUAUUUUACAUUUACAUUUUUAGUAAUUUAGCAGACGCUCGUAUCCAGAGCGACUUACAGUUAGUGAGUGCAUACAUUUUUCAUACUGGCCCCCCGUGGGAAUCGAACCCACAACCCUGGCGUUGCAAGCGCCAUGCUCUUCCAACUGAGCUACAGGAGGCCGGUUUCCUUGACAUUAACCUUGUCCUGCACUAAAAAGCAUUUCCAUUGAACAUGCUUCUUAGUCUAGGACUAGGCUCAAUAUGUGUCCAGGACCUUAAUGUAAUAGAACCUAAUUCUGUUUUAUUGUGUUCUUCAUUUAUGCUGGCACACAGGUUGUCAUUUGCUACUGACAUAGCCCGAGGAAUGGCUUACCUCCACCAACACAAGAUGUUUCAUGGCAGACUUCACUCAAGGAAUUGCGUCAUUGACGACCGCUGGGUCUGCAAAAUCUCAGGUGAUAAAAUUAAGACCUCCCUGUGUAGGAGUGUGUAGCCAGGCAGCAUAUCUCAACAUGCCUUUAUCUACUACUGUUGUGUCCUUGAGUAAGGCACUUAACCCCUAACCUGCUCCAGAGGCGCUGCUCAGCGGCUGACCAUGUGUUGUUUAGAGCCUCUCGUGUGAGUAUAUAUGUUGUUCCGGGAGAUUUGGAACAACAUAAGAAAGAAAAGGCAACAUUUAUUUUUCACAAAGGACAAUUAAAAUGUUAUUGUAUUGUAUUGUGUUUGGUUUACAUUAGUGAGUACACAGGACCAGUAAAAAAGCAAAAUAUAUUUACAUUUUAUUUAUCCUGUGUUGUUCCAGACUAUGGCCUGACAGCCUACAGAAAGGAGAACUUUGAGGUAGUCAGUAAUGGGUUCCACUGUGAGGAUACCUACCGUAUAUACUAUGCCCCUGAGGUCCUCCUGGGAAGCAGCUCUAAUAUCACUCCGGCUGCUGACGUUUACAGGUACUGUAGCCCCACUGCGACAGCUAUUAUAUAUAUAUGAUGACACCAUGGUGAUAACCAUGGUUGGGGCCAAUUCCAUUUCAAUUCAGUCAGUUGAAAAGCAAUGAGGGAAAUAAAAAUUUGACUUCCUGAAUUUACAAUUGAAAUGGAAUUAAGCCCAACCCUGGUUGUAACUAUUGUACUUACUGUAUGUGAUAUUAUUAUGGUGGUAUGGUAAUUACAUAAAUACUAGACCAUGGACAUGUUGUUUAUGUUUAAGUCAGCACGACAGUACCUGCAAGUUUUUCAUCCAAGGUGCUAGUUUUAUGCUAAAUUGAGUCUCAGACACAAAAGUGCAUGCAUGAAACAUCUGGGAUAUGGUUAUACCAUCUGUAUGAUCUGGUGUUAUUAGAUGUGUUCAAUGGUUUCUGUGUCUUCCCCUCCCCAGCUACUCUAUCAUCUUAGUUGAGAUUGCCACCCGCUCUGACCUCCUUUUAGUAAGUAUGAUACAAAGAUAAUACUAAUGAUAAUGACCUUUGACCACGCACGCUCAGGUUUUUGUUUACCAUUUUUUUCUCUAUGACCACCUCUCCGACAGGACCAAACGGAGGGCGUGAAGUUGGAUAUCAUGUGGCGCCCUUCCCUGCCUGAACUGAAAGCUGGGAAAGCGGAUACUGAUUGUCCUAACCGGGGAGAUUACUGUGAGGUGUGUGACAAAAUCCACUGACAUUUGCUGUUGCUUAUUAUUUAAUAUACUCGGUCCGAUGAUUCAUAUGUAUUCAUUUAAGCACUUUCAGGAGCGUUUUACUCCAAAAUAUGUUUAAUCUUAUAUUUGUAUUUUGUUCAUGUUUGACACAGUCCCUCAGACAUUGUGCAUGUCACCAUUCAAGUUUUGGGGUAAAAUCUUUAGAUGUACGGUAAGUGUGCCAAAGAGGCUAAUUUCUUUUUUUCUUUUUUUUUAUCUCUACUCUGUAAUACUUCAACAGCUGAUCAAGAAGUGCUGGUCUCAUAAUGUCACAUUGAGGCCGACUUUUGAGCAGGUGAAGAAGAUGCUGGAUAAGAUGAACCCACACAAAGUCAGCCCUGUGGACAUGAUGAUGAAUCUGGUAAUGCUCUGAUAUAACAUUUGGCCACUUAAAGGAUGAGUAAGUUAUUUCAGAAGCUAGCAGAUUCAUUACUUACCAACAGCUGCAAAUCUCAAUAAAACAACAUAUUGUUUUGAAGUUCACUUUCCUUACUUUGUCUAACAACACAAUCAUUAUCUAGCAAAAAAGUUGUGGGUCAGAGUGCAGUAUUUAUUUAGUUUCAUAGCACAAACACUUGCUAGCAAGUUUCUCACAUUGGCUUUAGCCGGGGCCUGCCUGGAGACGCAUCCAGGUGCAGCCCCGAACCAGCUUGUGACUAAAACUAGCCUGUCACUAAAAUUAGCCUUUCAUUAAAACCAAUACUAUUGCCAUCUACUGGCGUGGUUAAUCCCUACAACAUACUGUACAUGUGAACUUUUCUUUCCUAGAUUCCUUUCCUUCUUUCUUUGCUCCCUUUCCUUUCCUCCUUUCCUAGCUUCCUUUCCUAACUUCCUUUAUUUUUCUCCAUUCCUCGCUUCUGUGAGUGAUUAAAAAAACAAUCGGUUCAAGGACAUACAUAUGGUGUAAUAGAAGCAAUUAUUAGUGCCAGGGUUGUCUUCGAAAUGUGUAUUUAUUUACAGAAAGAUUGACCACGAAGAUUGCCAUUUUCCCCUUCACUAUAAUGGUGGAUCCUGUUUUCUGCAAACAGUGUUUGUAGUACCGCGGUUGGCUUUGAACUUCAUGGAUUGAAUGAGGGGGAAGUAAUUCUCCCCUGUUUCUCCCCUGGUUUAGCGCAACAGCUAAAAUGGCUUUGAAAAAAUAUGAUUUCAGCUAAUAUCGAGAAGUAGGCCUAUCUAACAAAAUAACUACAUUAGGCAUUCACUAAUCAUAAACUAUUUACAUAUAAUAGAAACUUGGGUACAUUUGUAGACAAAAUUCUAUUUUAGGGCUCUAGCCAAUCUGUUUUGCUGAAGCGUUACAGAUUGUACGAUAGAAAUGUAAAGGUAAUUUCUGAUUGAGCCGAUUUAUGCAGCGUUUUCAGUGAACGCAGUCUCCGCUAACGUGGAAACAUUGCCUUUAAAUUUCAAUCACGCUGUAAUGAUGAACUUCCACGAUACAGAUUGAAUAGAGCCCUUCCUCAACCUUUAAAUCAAAAUCUUAUAUAUUUGGAGAGAAAAAAAUCAGCAGACUGAUUAUUAUGAUAAUCACAAUAAAGUGGGGAAAAAAAGUAUUUAGUCAGCCACCAAUUGUGCAGGUUCUCCCACUUAAAAAGAUGAGAGAGGCCUGUCAUUUUCAUCAUAGGUACACAUCAACUAUGACAGACAAAUUGAGAACAUUUCUUCCAGAAAAUCACAUUGUAGGAUUUGUAAUGAAUUUAUUUGCUAAUUAUGGUGGAAAAUAAGUAUUUGGUCACCUACAAACAAGCAAGAUUUCUGGCUCUCACAGACCUGUAACUUCUUCUUUAAGAGGCUCCUCUGUCCUCCACUCGUUACCUGUAUUAAUGGCACCUGUUUGAACUUGUUAUCAGUAUAAAAGACACCUGUCCACAACCUCAAACAGUCACACUCCAAACUCCACUAUGGCCAAGACCAAAGAGCUGUCAAAGGACACCAGAAACAAAAUUGUAGACCUGCACCAGGCUGGGAAGACUGAAUCUGCAAUAGGUAAGCAGCUUGGUUUGAAGAAAUCAACUGUGGGAGCAAUUAUUAGGAAAUGGAAGACAUACAAGAUCACUGAUAAUCUCCCUCGAUCUGGGGCUCCACGCAAGAUCUCACCCCGUGGGGUCAAAAUGAUCACAAGAACGGUGAGCAAAAAUCCCAGAACCACACGGUGAGCUGGGACCAAAGUAACAAAGCCUACCAUCAGUAACACACUACGCCGCCAGGGACUCAAAUCCUGCAGUGCCAGACGUGUCCCCCUGCUUAAGCCAGUACAUGUCCAGGCCCGUCUGAAGUUUGCUAGAGUGCAUUUGGAUGAUCCAAAAGAGGAUUGGGAGAAUGUCAUAUGGUCAGAUGAAACCAAAAUAUAACUUUUUGGUAAAAACUCAACUCGUCGUGUUUGGAGGACAAAGAAUGCUGAGUUGCAUCCAAAGAACACCAUACCUACUGUGAAGCAUGGGGGUGGAAACAUCAUGCUUUGGGGCUGUUUUUCUGCAAAGGGACCAGGACGACUGAUCCGUGUAAAGGAAAGAAUGAAUGGGGCCAAGGAGUGAAAACCUCCUUCCAUCAGCAAGGGCAUUGAAGAUGAAACGUGGCUGGUUCUUUCAGCAUGACAAUGAUCCCAAACACACCGCCCGGGCAACGAAGGAGUGGCUUCGUAAGAAGCAUUUCAAGGUCCUGGAGUGGCCUACCCAGUCUCAAGAUCUCAACCCCAUAGAAAAUCUUUGGAGGGAGUUGAAAGUCCGUGUUGCCCAGCGACAGCCCCAAAACAUCAUUGCUCUAGAGGAACAGUGUGUGAAAACCUUGUGAAGACUUACAGAAAACGUUUGACCUGUGUCAUUGCCAACAAAGGGAUAUAACAAAGUAUUGAGAAACUUUUUUUAUUGACCAAAUACUUAUUUUCCACCAUAAUUUGCAAAUAAAUUCAUUAAAAUUCCUACUGUGUGAUUUUCUGGAUUUUUUUUUCUCAUUUUGUCUGUCAUAGUUGACGUGUACCUAUGAUGAAAAUUACAGGCCUCGCUCAUCUUUUUAAGUGGGAGAACUUGCACAAUUGGUGGCUGACUAAAUACUUUUUUCCCCACUGUACAUGUCAUGAAUCUCACAAAUCUGUAUUGUAAAAUGAUUUGGACUUUGGAUCAAAAUGGAGAUAUCUGCUGUGUAUGGAUCACUGGACCUGCUUUCAUAAUUGUCAACAUACAGUAUAUUUGCUUAUAGGUACACUGCAUAACAUGAUGUCUGUUACAAUUCUAGAUGGAAAAGUACAGUAAGCAUUUAGAGGCCAUUGUAGCGGAGAGAACACAGGAUCUUCUCCAAGAGAAACAAAAGACAGACUGUUUGCUAUACAGUAAGUACAUGAAACUACCAAUGGUCCACGAUACAGUAGGUCGGAGUUGAGGCUACUUACACUAUAUAUACAAAAGUAUGUGGACACCCCUUCAAGUUAGUGGAUUCAGCUAUUUCAGCCACACCUGUUGCUGACAGGUGUAUAAAAUCGAGCACACAGCCAUGCAAUCUCCAUAGACAAACAUUGGCAGUAGAAUGGCCUUACUGAAGAGCUCAGUGAUUUUCAACGUGGCAUCGUCAUAGGAUGCCACCUUCUAACAAGUCAGUUGGUCAAAGUUCUGCCCUGCUAGAGCUGCCCAGGUCAGCUGUAAGUGCUGAUAUUGUGAAGUAGAAACUUCUAGGACAAACAACGGCUCAGACUCGAAGUGGUAGGCCACUUGAGAGCACAGAGCGGGACCUCCGAGUGCUGAAGCGCGUAGCGCGUAAAAAUCGUCUGUCCUAGGUUGCAACACUCACUACCAAGUACCAAACUGCCUCUGGAUGCAACUACAGCACCACACACAAGCCUAAGAUCAUCAUGCGCAAUGCCAAGCGUCGGCUGGAGUGGUGUAAAACUUGCCGCCAUUGGACUCUGGAGCAGUGGAAACCCAUUCUCUGAGGUGAUGAAUCACGCUUCACCCUCUGGCAGUCUGACGGACGAAUCUGUGUUUGGCGGAUGCCCUGAGAACCCUACCUGCCCCAAUGCAUAGUACCAACUGUAAAGUUUGGUGGAGGACGAAUAAUGGUCUGGGGCUGUUUUUCAUGGUUCAGGCUAGCAUGACAAUGCCCCCGUGAACAAAGCGAAGUCCAAACAGAAAUGGUUUGUCGAGAUCGGUGUGUAAGAACUUGAUUGGCCUGCACAGAGCCCUGACCUCAACCCCAUCGAACACCUUUGGGAUGAAUUGGAACACCGACUGCGAGCCAGGCCUAAUCGCCCAACAUCAGUGCCCGACCUCACUAAUGCUCGUGGCUGAAUGGAAGCAAGUCCCCGCAGCAAUGUUCCAACAUCUAGUGGAAAGCCUUCCCAGAAGAGUGGAGGCUGUUAUAGCAGCAAAAGCGAACCAACUCCAUAUUAAUGUCCAUGAAUUUGGAAUGAGAUGUUCGACAGGCAGGUGUCCACAUACUGUUGUUCAUGUAGUGUAUUACGUGUGGUGUUGUCUCCACUGUCAUCUAGUGGUAAAGAAGUAAAUUCAGAUGUACCACAAUGACAACAUAAAUGCUCCCAAAAUACAUUUGGAUGUUGCUAUAUACUGUUUUUCUGUUUGGAAGAGAAAGAGUUGUUUGAAUGCAAAGCCAUUGGUGACACCAGUGACCAUUAUAUCUACAUUUAACAAAAUUCCUGAAUGGAACAGUUUGAAAGGCAGGAAAAUGUUUUGAAUCUAAAGUUAUUUAUUGUUAUUUAAAACUCCAGGGUUGGACGGCAUACCAUUCGAGGUAUACCAAACCUUUUUUGAUAUACUCAGAGGACCAUUAUUAGCAUGUUUAACCACUCCUAUGUAAAUGGUAGAUUAUCAGACACUCAAGAAGAAGGUCUGAUUUCAUUAUUACUGAAACAGGAUACAAGUGGAAAAUAUAAAGAUCCAGUCCAUUUAGAAAAUUGGAGGCCCCUUACACUUCAGUGUUGUGAUGAAAAAAUUAUAGCAAAAUGUAUAGCGCAUAGAAUUAAAAAGGUAUUAUCGGACAUUAUUAAUUCUAAUCAGACAGGUUUUUUACAUGGACGAUACAUUGGAGAUAAUAUAAGGCAACUAUGAAACACUAUGAAAAAUCUGGGAAAACAGGUCUGUUAUUCAUAGCAGACUUCGAAAAGGCAUUUGAUAAAGUACGACUGGGGUUUAUAUAUAAAUGCCUGGAGCAUUUCAAUUUUGGAGAAUCUCUUAUAAAAUGGGUUAAAAUCAUGUAUAGUAACCCUAGGUGUAAAAUAGUAAAUAAUGCCUAUUUCUCCAAAAGUUUUAAACUGUCAAGAGGAGUGAAACAAGGUUGUCCACUAUCGGCAUAUCUAUUUAUUAUGGCCAUCGAAAUGUUAGCUAUUAAAAUCAGAUCCAACAAUAAUAUCAAGGGAUUAGAAAUCCAGGGCUUAAAAACAAAGGUGUCAUUGCACGCUGAUGAUUCAUGUUUUCUUUUAAAUCCACAACUUGAAUCCCUCCGCAGCCUCAUAGAAGAUCUAGAUACAUUUUCUAACCUCUCUGGAUUACAACCAAAUUAUGAUAAAUGUACUAUAUAUAUAUAUUGGAUCACAAAAAAAUUAUAUUUUUACAUUACCAUGUACUUUACCAAUACAAUGGUCUGAUGGUGAUGUGGAUAUACUCGGAAUACAUAUCCCAAAUGAAAUAAAUGAUCUCGCUCCAAUAAAUGUUAAUAGAAAGUUAGCAAAAAUAGAUAAGAUCUUGCUACCAUGGAAAGGUACAUACCUGUCAAUUUGUGGAAAGAUCACCCUGAUUAACUCUUUAGUAUUAUCUCAGUUUACCUAUUUGCUUAUGGUCUUGCCUACGCCUAGCGAACUGUUUUUUAAAUUAUAUGAGAAAACAAUAUUCCAUUUUAUUUGGAACAGCAAGCCAGACAAAAUUAAACGGGCCUAUUUAUAUAAUGGAUAUGAAUUCGGAGGACAGAAAUGAUAAAAUAUUAAAGCAUUACACCAAUCACUAAAAGCUUCAGUCAUACAAAAGUUAUACUUAAAUCCGAACUGGUUCUCUAGCAAAUUAGUAAGAUUGUCUCACCCAAUGUUUAAGAAUGGCCUUUUCCCCUUUAUUCAGAUUACAACCUCUCACUUUCAGUUAUUUGAAAAGCAUCUCCCAAAUAUCACUAUUUCUAAAACAAGCCAUAGAAAGUUGGUUGCAAUUUCAAUUGAAUCCUCCAGAAACGACAGAACAAAUAAUGCAACAAAUAUUGUGGUUAAACUCAAAUAUACUAAUUGAUCAAAAAAACAUUAUUUAAAAAAGGUAUAAUCUUCGUAAAUGAUAUCAUAAGUAGGACUGGUGGAGUUACAUGCAGCUAACAAAAACAUAUGGAAAUGUCUGCUCUACCCAAAAUUACAACCAAAUAAUUGCAGCAUUACCGCAAAAAUGGAAGAGGAAAGUGAAAGGGGGAAAAAGUAAAGAACUUGUCUGUCGGCCUUGCAUUAAAGAACAUAAUUGGUUAAAGAAAAUUGUAAUAAAUAAAAAAGUAUACCAGUUUCAGUUAAGGACCAAAGGAUUGACUUCCAUCCCAUAUAGAUUGCAAAAUAGUUGGGAAGAAAUAUUUGACGUACCGAUUCCAUGGCAUAGUGUUUAUGAACUGAUACGCAAAAUUACGCCGUAUUCAAAACUUAGAAUUGUUCAAUUUAAAUUAUUAUACAGAAUUCUUGCUACCAAUAUAAUGUUAUUUAUAUGGGGGAUACAAUCUUCCCAGCUCUGCAGAUUUUGCUGCGAAGAGACAGAAUCAUUAGAUCAUUUGUUUUGGUACUGUCCAUUUGUAGCUUGUUUUUGGACACAGGUCCAGGAAUGGCUAAAGGAUUGCAAUAUUUACCUUGAGCAAACCCUGCAGAUAGCACUACUGUGUGAUCUGAAAAGUCAUAGUCACUCAAUCAACAAUAUAAUAAUACUUUUAGCAAAAAUGUAUCAUGAAAAUGAUCGGAGAGGUUGAGGGUAGAGGCAGUUCAGGAGUAAAAACAAACAAAAUAUAAUUAUUGUAAAAUGUGUCCAUAAAAUGUAUAUAGUAUGUAUAAGCUGGAAGUAGAGGCCUAAGCAUUGUUGUUCACUAAUUUACUCCAAUUAGGGAAGGGGUGGUGGGGUUGGAAAGUAAUAAAGGGAUUUUUUUUUUUUUAAAGGAUAUGUAUAUAUAUGUAUGUAUAUGUAUUUAUAUGUAUGUAUAUGUAUGUAUAUGUAUAUAUAUAUAUAUAUAUUUGCGAGAAAAAAACCAUAUGGGGGAUUGGAAGUGAUGCAGACAAUUACAUUGAUGGAAGUUACAAUCUAUCUGCAAUAUUAAAGCUGAUCUACCCCCUAAAAAAAGUUUUAUAAAUUUAUUUGAUUUAUUAUUUUAUUGUCACCAGGUAUGUUACCAAAGCCGGUGGCAGAUGACCUUCGUCAGGGUCGCACGGCAGAGGCUCAGAGCUACUCCAACGCCACAGUCUACUUCAGGUAUGUGUCAUUAGUAGGGCCAAGAGUUUUUCCUAAUCAGGUCACGUGAUCUGGAAAAACUCUUGGCCCUAGUCAUAAGACAGUGCAGUAUUGUGGCACAUCCACAUUAGUUCAUGUAUUGUGUCCUAUGGAGGUGUUGAAUUGGGUAUUUAUUUACGUGCAUUAAGAAAGAGUUCUAAAUGGUAACAACCCUUCAGUGACUCCUUUCUCCCUAUCCAGAUUCCCUCCCAGGUGCCACCGUCUACCUUUUCAAGGUAAAGAUUUAGAGAUGAGUAACAUUUCUUUCUCCUUGUUGGCAGUGACAUUGUGGGUUUCACGGAGCUCUCUGGCUCAAGCACUCCUCACCAGGUGGUGGACUUUCUAAAUCAGCUCUACACCACGUUUGAUGACAUCAUUGAUAAUUAUGAUGUCUACAAAGUGGAGACUAUAGGAGACGCUUGUAAGUAUGAUGGCAAAGAAUCUGUCUCUCCGUCCAUCCGUCUGUCUGUGACUGCCUGUCUGUCUCCAUCAAUCUGUCCAUCCUUCUGUCUGUUAGUUCGUCUGUCCACCCAUCCGCAUGUGUGUGUGUUUGUGCAUUGUUAUCAAGACUGAUCUAAAUGUGUCUGCCCCUCCAGACAUGGUGGUCUCCGGUGUCCCCAAUGAGAAUGGCAUAAACCAUGCGGGGGAGAUCGCCAGCAUGGCUCUGGGUCUGGUCAAUGUUUGCCAUGCCUUUAAAAUCCCCCACAAACCCACCACACAGUUGAGGAUACGAGCUGGCAUCCACUCAGGUAGAGUAGUCCAACUGGGUUAUGUUCAGUAGGGCACACCGUUGUGCCUACUGAACACAACCCUUGUGACAUCUCACUGUUUGAGUGGAAUAAUGGUAGUAAUGAUCAAAACAUCUAACUCAAUUGCAUCUGGUCUGCCCUUGUUGAAAUGUUAGGCAGUUUUGCUAACGGAAUGUACAUUUAUCUUGUGCUAUGCAUUCAAUAUGAAAUGUAAAAACAGCCAUUACAAAAUGUGUGUUUUCCCACGUUUACAUCCUACUUGUAUUUGUGAGAGGUAUUGACAUGUUGAAUGCACCGAGCUGUCUGUUUGAACUACUGGCACACAGCUCGGACACUCAUGCAUACCCCACAAGACAUGCCACCAGAGGUCUCUUCACAGUCCCAAAGUCCAGAACAGACUAUGGGAGGCGCACAGUACUACAUAGAGCCAUGACUACAUGGAACUCUAUUCCACAUCAAGUAACUCAUGCAAGCAGUCAAAUUAGAUUUAAAUAUAUAUAUAUAUAUAUAUAUAUAUAUAUAUAUAUAUAUAUAUAUAUAUAUAUAUAUAUAUAUAUAUAUAUAUAUAUACACCUUAUGGAACAGCAGGGACUGUGAAGCAACACAAACAUAGACACAUGAAUACAAACACACGAUAACAUACGCCCUGUACACACACGUACACAUGUAUUUUGUGUUAUAGAUAUGUGACAGUAGAGUAGGGGCCUGAGGGCAUACAGUUAAUAUGUUAUGAAAUCUGUUAUGAAUGUAUUGUAAUGUUUUUAAAAUACUGUAUAUAACUGCCUUAAUUUUGCUGGAUCCAAGGAAGAGUAGCUGCUGCCUUGGCAGCAGCUAAUGGGGAUCCAUAAUAAAUACAAAUACAUCCCCACAGGACCCGUAGUUGCUGGUGUCGUGGGAACCAAAAUGCCACGGUAUUGCUUAUUCGGUGAUACAGUGAACACAGCAUCGCGGAUGGAAUCAACAAGCGAAGGUACUCAAAGAUCAAAUGCAACCCUUGAGUAUAUACAUUUAAACUCUGUGAGAGUGCAGUUUGUAGGCCUAAGUAAUAGUGAAAUAUUCAGAUUCUUUAUCUGAUUCAGGGUCUAUAAAAUGUGUGUGCCGUAUUAACAGGCCAACUGACUCCACAGACCACUCAGCCUGGCUAAGGUUGAGCAUAUUGUUCAUGGGCUGGGUGGCAGCUGAGGUUGCCAUUGGUGGGGCACCGAUUUAGCCUCUCUGCCUUUAUGCCAAGCUGGAUUUUCUCUGUCUGUGCUCUUCAGCACCCUGCAGAGGGGUUACAUAACUAGAGAGAGCCAUUCUCCUCACUGAGCUCUUAUAAUCCUCGCAACCAAGCAAAAAAGACAAUGAGGGUAGAAAACAGUGACCCUAGUGUGGCAGUGAUUGGAAAACGUGAAACAUAGUGGCUUUUAGGCUACUACAUGAAAAUAUAUUAUUUCUCAUGUGAUAGGGCAGGAUGCCCAACAUUACUUUUGUAGUACUGAAUUACUUGUUGUACAACGUUACUUUUCUAACACUGUAUUUGCCUUUUGUAGAUUGUCAUUUAUAAUCCAGCUAGUAUCAAAAAUUGUGAUUAUGUCCAUAGCGCUGAAGAUCCAGGUCAGUGGAGCCACUGCUGACCUGCUAAACACACUGGGAGGUUACACUCUGAUCUGCCGAGGAUCACUAAACGUCAAGGUAAGAUAAUCAGCCAUUUCCCACUCAUUAGUAUGGAUAAUGACACAGUAGCAAAGGGUUCAUGAGGAGAAAAUCUAGCCUGUUCCCAGAUCUGUUUGUGCUGUCUUGCCAACUCCUGGUUAUUUUUUUCUCCAAAAAAUAUGGUUUUGACAACUCCUAUGGUUGUCGUUUGCCAAAGACAAUGGCCAUAGGCAAGACUGCUUGUGAAAUGCAAACUGUAUCCAACAAUAGUGUUAUCAUAUCACCUUCUCACACUACUAGUUUGACCUAAUUUAAGAAUGCUCCUAGUUAGCAAAUGUACAAUAUAGGAGUAUCUGUCUGUUCUGUGAACUGCUAUGGUCGAUAUUCUCGUGGGAAACAAUUAAAAAAGUGGUGUGCUAAGACAUUUUUGGACUUGGCUAUGGCGGUUUCUGUAGAAAUCUUGCCAGCAACAAACAUUUAUUAUAUUCACCCCCUCUGUCUCAUGGGCUUGUAUUCAUGCAGUCACCAAGACCUUUGAUUUGAAGGGAGGGAGGGAGUUAGUAGAGGGUGGAGAGAGAGAGGGAGGGGGGGGGGGGGGGAGGAGCCAAGUGUAUCCCAUGGGAUAGGGCCCAACGUUCAUACUCAUUGAAAGACUGCAUGUCUCCAUUAGGGAGCGGCCUCAGCUGCUUUGUGCUUGUCCCUUACCAACCUUAAUGGCCCUCAUUUAGUAUUUACAAGGACACACAUGCUCCCCAAAUACGGCCCCUUUCUCGGAAGAGAGAAAAAGCAAAACAAUCUCCAUUGGUCUUGAUAGGCUGUCAGACAUACAGUAUACUGCUUUUGGAUGGUCUAUGACCUACAAGUUUAGCCUCCAUUUUUUUGCAUCAACGAUACUGCUCUUUGUUUGUAAAGGGGAAAGGUGAAAUGACGACUUGGUGGCUGGAAGCAAAGAGAGAAGAAUCCUCGGACCCACUCCUCGGAUCCACCGAGUUCAGAGGAGUCCCUGUGCCAGUUAGCAACUAG
Coregonus sp. 'balchen' is the source of this 17959-nucleotide messenger RNA. NCBI's taxonomy places the organism in Eukaryota, Metazoa, Chordata, Actinopteri, Salmoniformes, Salmonidae. The record is from the annotation of a GenBank genome assembly.